Messenger RNA from Penicillium verrucosum, 342 nucleotides. RefSeq lists its product as uncharacterized. The transcript has a single exon. Lineage: Eukaryota; Fungi; Ascomycota; Eurotiomycetes; Eurotiales; Aspergillaceae. The record is from RefSeq and is a predicted model, not a curated record. Bases 1 to 342 code for a protein of 113 amino acids.
AUGGCAAUGCCCCCGCCAGCCACCAAGCUAGGAAUAACGUUCACAAUAUCGAAGAUCCUGAUUCGACUCCCAGAUGAAUUGAGAGCCUACCAGGCUAGGAGAAGCCGACAGGAUAUUGAAAACUACAAUUCUCAGCAUGCGCAUGGAUCGGUCACCGGCAAUUCUGAUGGUAACCUACCAAGCGACCGGAGUUCUCAAGUACAACGCCGCAGAUCCCUUUUACCAUUGAUGAUGAUACGUGGUGGAGGUACUAUCCAGGGGUUGAGGUGGGCAGUGAGAGGUGUCUGCCUACGUUUCGUUGCCUGCCUCGCCGCAACCCCCCAGCCCGCAAACGGGGUCUGA